This is a messenger RNA of Penicillium vulpinum, 2085 nucleotides long. Its product is annotated as tRNA (guanine26-N2)-dimethyltransferase. Lineage: Eukaryota; Fungi; Ascomycota; Eurotiomycetes; Eurotiales; Aspergillaceae. Gene Ontology annotation, molecular function: RNA binding. The record is from RefSeq and is a predicted model, not a curated record. The transcript has a single exon. The coding region runs from base 1 to 2085 and encodes 694 amino acids. Gene Ontology annotation, cellular component: nucleus. Gene Ontology annotation, biological process: tRNA N2-guanine methylation.
AUGGAGGAUCCUAAGAUCCAGCUGGUGGAAUACCAGGGAAAUCAAUACCAUGUCGUCAAGGAAGGGUUGGCGAAGAUUCUCAACCCGCCUGCCCAAGAAGCCGCUUCCAAGGGAACGAAGAAGGAUCUCAAAGAUGACGACCAAAUGCAAUCCGUCUUCUAUAACCCGAUUCAACAAUUCAAUCGCGACCUCAGUGUGCUAGCCAUUCGCGCUCAUGGAGAACAUAUCAUCGACCUGAAGAAACAGAAAGCGGCCCAGAAGCUGAAGAGGCAGGCAGGCAAUGGGGAAAAGAAACGGAAGCGUGAAGACGACCAGACAGAGAACCCGAGGCCUGCCCCCAACGCAGAACACAAGGAAAACACAGAGACCAACGACCAGCCGGUUUCCGCUGCCCCAGUUGACCAAGAACCACAAUCAGAAGCCCGAUUAGAGCAACCCGCACCUUCUUUCACUGUUCUUGAUGCUUUGUCUGCAACUGGGCUGCGCGCUCUUCGCUAUGCUUCGGAGCUUCCAUUUGUCACAAAAGUUGUGGCUAAUGACCUGUCAGAGUCAGCAAUCAAGUCCAUGAAGAAAAACAUCGACUACAACAAUCUCAAAACGAUUAAACCCAAUCUGGCCGAUGCUCGAGUUUACAUGUAUGGGCUUGACAACGCGAGCAAGUUCGACGUCAUUGAUUUGGAUCCAUACGGCACAGCUGCUCCAUUUAUGGAUGCCGCAGUUCAAGCAGCCAAAGAUGGUGGCCUUUUGUGUGUUACUUGCACUGAUGCUGGCGUCUGGGCCUCGACUGGUUAUUCAGAAAAAUCUUUCUCUCUGUACGGUGGUAUCCCCAUCAAAGGCCUCCACUCCCACGAGGGUGGCCUGCGAUUGAUUUUGAAUGCCAUUGCUAUGUCCGCAGCUAAGUAUGGAAUGGCUAUCGAGCCAUUAUUGUCUCUAUCUAUUGACUUUUACGCUCGUGUCUUUGUUCGGGUCUACCGAUCUCCCGCACAGGUCAAAUUUACAGCAGGCAACACGAUGCUCGUCUACAAUUGCGAUGUCGGCUGUGGCGCAUGGACAACGCAAUUCAUUGGUUGUAACAAAUCCAAAACGGACCGCAAGGGAAACCCCAUAUACAACCACACCCUGUCCCAAGGGCCCACAGCCGGACCUCACUGCGAGCAUUGCGGCACAAAAACACAUCUUGCAGGACCCAUGUGGGGUGGCCCGCUACACAAUCCUCAGUUUAUUCAGAAAAUCUUGGACAUGCUUCCUGGAGCUGAUCCCGAGACAUAUCAGACCUGUGCUCGGAUUGAGGGGAUGUUGACCACUGCCCUCGAAGAAGACCUGGACCUCACACCAUCUCAAUUCGAGUCAUCUACUCCCAAACGACCUGUGCCGAGCACAAAGCACCAUCAUGAUCCUGCAUACCCUGCCAUCAUUCCUCGAAUGGACGUCGCCGCUCAAGAAAAAUACCCUUUCUACUUCUCAAUCAGUGCUCUCGCAAAGGUUCUCCACACAACCACCCCUCCAAUCGACGAUUUCCGCGGUGCUCUCAGCCACCUCGGAUAUCGCUCUACUCGCAGCCACACCAAGCCAAACUCAAUCCGCACAGAUGCGCCCUGGGAGGUGAUUUGGGAGGUCAUGCGCGAGUGGGUCCGUCAGUGGUCACCUAUCAAGGAAACUUCCUUGAAGCCCGGAACCGCUGGUGCUGCGAUUAUGGGCAAGAGUCGUGAAAACCUGCGUAAAUUGAGCGACGAAGAUCAAUGGUUAUCUCUUCUCAAAAAAGAUCUGAUGUCUGCCGUUGAGGCUGGCAGAGAUAUUAGUGACUUGGUCACUAAGGUUGAAGCUGCUCUCUAUCGGUCUGGAUCGCGAACCUCCUGGAAAAGUGCUCCUGCUUCUGCAGAGAAGAGCUCCGAUGCUGAUCCCCAGCCUGUACCGGAAAAGGCACCUGCACAGCCCUUCAAGCGACCCCAUCCUAGCACGCUUGAGGUGGUAUUUGACGACGCUCUAGGCCGUGAGGUGUCUGCUGUGCAUACGAAGAAACGACUUGUGCGGUACCAGCUCAAUCCCCGUGCUAACUGGGGUCCCCUCAACCGUGCGGGGCGAUAA